This is a messenger RNA of Girardinichthys multiradiatus, 2410 nucleotides long. Its product is annotated as carbohydrate sulfotransferase 15-like. Lineage: Eukaryota; Metazoa; Chordata; Actinopteri; Cyprinodontiformes; Goodeidae. Gene Ontology annotation, molecular function: N-acetylgalactosamine 4-sulfate 6-O-sulfotransferase activity. The transcript has 8 exons. Gene Ontology annotation, biological process: hexose biosynthetic process. Bases 489 to 2090 code for a protein of 533 amino acids. The record is from RefSeq and is a predicted model, not a curated record.
CUUCAAAUAUCGACCAAGAUGAGCCUAAACGUUGCGAAACAGCGUUAUCCCACCGAUCCUCAGUUAAAGUAACUGCAUUUGAAACAAACCCAUUCAGUAACAGCGCUUCCACAUUAUUGUUGGACGUUCCGCUUGUUCUUCCUACGCUGCUCCAUGCGCACCAACCCAGCACUCUCCGCCUCCCCACCGAGCUGCACGCAGCAGAGCUCAGAACGCGCAGACCGAUGGAGCCGCUCCUGACGGCGCUGUUUUUUGUCGCUGUUUGCCAACACAGUCACGGAUCCAACUGAAGAUACGCGGACUACCUUCAUGGCAAAUCGGUUUCAUGAGGUUAAUGAAAAGACGCUGGAUGAAGUCGACUCAAGUGCAAUGAGGACCUUUUUACUAGUGGUGGACUCAUGUAAAAUGAAGACAAAUGAGAAAGUGGAUGUUAAGACAGCAAUAUCCCGGCUUCCUUUUCCACGUGCCUGCUCUGCUUCUCUGCCAACAUGUCUCUAAAAGACAACCAACAUGGAAGCAACACACACAGGGACCACAGGCCCCACAAUUUGCCCCUGACUGACAACUUUGGGAAAAGAUCUAUCAAGACGUUUCUGGACUUCAGGAACACAAACACGCUUGAAAGUCUGGACAUCAAGGGGUUCCUAGUGUUGUGUUUAGUCAACCUGACAUGCGUCUCGAAAGUCAAAGUAGUUAGCCUCCUCGUGGGUUUGAUGCUGAUGUUCCUCAUCACGGCUUCGUACAUACUGAUGUGGGAGAGAAAAGGACUUUUGCUCUCUGCCUUUCCCCAUCCUUUCACACCUGUGGUUGUCACAACCAGCACAACAGCUGACAUUUCUCUGGACAAGAGUUUAAUUGACAUGAAAGUGCUUGUAGAGAUAAUUAACUGCAAUGAGCAGAACACAUCCAGGAAGGUACCCGAUAAAAAGGAUGUCAUCAACACAGACCCACAUUUCUUUUCAGUGAUUCCUGACCAUUUCCUGCCCCAUAUCAAGAGCCCAUGCUGGUACCAGGAGUUAUCUAGUGAUAUUGGCACAGACCCAUACAAGAACAACCACUUCAGUCUACGUUCAAAAAGCUUCAAGAAUGUGUGUGACCACAUGAGAGCCAGAUUCCAUCAGCACGUUUGCAACAUAGACGGGAAACUCUUUCGCCUGCGCUGCUUGCCAUACUUUUACAUUAUAGGCCAGCCAAAGUGUGGCACAACAGACUUGUUUCACAGACUCUUGAUGCUUCCAGAGGUUACAUUUAACACCAUAAAGGAGCCACACUGGUGGACCAGGAAACGCUUUGGUUACAUCCGUUUCAAAAAAGGCUUCCAGGAGCAUUUUCCGAUUGAGGAUUACCUGGAUCUGUUUGACAUGGCAGCCAUAAACAUCCAAGAAGGAAUCAGUGGGAAUUCAUCCACGGAGCAGCAUGUGCUUCAGAUUAUAACAGGUGAAGCCAGUGCAUCCACAAUGUGGGAUAAUCAAGCCUGGAGCUAUCUCAGUGGAUACGAGGAGCGGAUAGGACCUCCCUUCCUGGCUCAGGAUUUCAUCCAUGCAGUCCAACCCGGUGCCAAGAUCAUCAUAAUGCUCAGGGAUCCAGUGGAGAGGCUUUACUCCGACUACUUGUACUUUACCUUGGCCAACAAGUCUGCAGAGGAUUUUCAUCAGAAGGUCGUGGAGUCUGUCCAGUUGUUCCAGUGCUGUCUCCUUGAGAGGUCACUGCGAUCAUGCGUCUACAAUACCAGCCUUUUUAACACCAUGACGGUGAGACUGACUCUGGGAAUGUAUUAUGUGUUUGUUCUGGACUGGCUGACCAUUUUCCAAAGAGAGCAGAUUCUAGUUCUUCGACUGGAGGACUAUGCAGCCAACCUUAAAAAGACAAUUAAGAAAGUUUUUGAUUUUCUCAGUGUAGGUCCUCUGUCAGAGCAAGUGGAAGCAGCACUGACCAAACGUCCCAUGUCCAACACGCGCCGGGCAAAAGACAGGAGCCUUGGUCCUAUGUUCCCAGCCACCAGAACCCUCCUUAGUCAGUUUUACCAGCCUUUUAACAGUAAACUAGCCAGCAUAUUGGACAAAAAGGCUUUUCUCUGGAGUUACAGCUGAAGCAGACUGAGCAGCAUUGAAAUUAGAUGGAAGUGAAAGAUCAGAGAGAAAUGUGACACCAAACAAAGAGUUAAAAUACCUGAAGUUAAUCUAGAGUGAACGAACUCAUGUUUCUGGUUCUUUGAAAGAAGGACACUUCAAGUCAAUAUGACAAUGAACUAACUUUUAUUUCACAAAGUGAAUUAGAGUCCAUGCAACAAUAUGUUUAAAGCCUUAAAGUUUCCACCUAAUUUAUAACUGAAAAGACUGGGUUAAGUUCAUGCGUUGUAAUACAGUGUUUUAAACUUAUAUGUGGUACAAAUAAACAAAUUUGAUUCUUA